Messenger RNA from Micropterus dolomieu (smallmouth bass), 1335 nucleotides. RefSeq names its product mediator of RNA polymerase II transcription subunit 16-like. The record is from RefSeq and is a predicted model, not a curated record. The transcript is spliced from 8 exons. Gene Ontology annotation, biological process: positive regulation of DNA-templated transcription. NCBI's taxonomy places the organism in Eukaryota, Metazoa, Chordata, Actinopteri, Centrarchiformes, Centrarchidae. The annotation marks the transcript as partial. Gene Ontology annotation, cellular component: mediator complex.
AGAGAGAACUCAGAACAGGUUCUGCUGUGUGCGUCCAAUCAGAGCGGCAGCAUCGUGGAGUGCUGGUCCCUGAGGAAGGAGGGACUUCCUGUCAACAACAUCUUCCAGCACCGGUCACCAGUCGUCGGGGAGAAGCAGCCCACCAUCCUGAAGUGGCGGAUCCUGACCACCACCAACGAUCUGGAGCGAGUGUCGGCCGUCGCGCUGCCCAAACUGCCCAUCUCCAUCUCCAACACCGACCUGAAGGUGGCGUCGGACACCAAGUUCUGCCCCGGACUCGGUCUGGCUCUGGCGUUCCACGACGGCAGCAUUCAGAUCCUCCACCGUCUCUCCCUCCACACCAUGGGGGUUUUCUACGGCUCCUCGUCCUCUUCAGGUCAGAGGCCCGGAGACGAGUCCGCCAUCAAACGCCAAAGAACCGGAGGCCCCGCCCUCCACUUCAAGGCCCUCCAGUUCUCCUGGACCUCUCUGGCACUGGCUGGAGUCGACAACCACGGCAAGCUCCACAUGCUGCGAGUGUCGCCCUCUAUGGGUCAGGUGCUGGAGAUGAACACGACCCUGCGCCACCUGCUGUUCCUGCUGGAGUACUGCAUGGUGACGGGCUACGACUGGUGGGACGUCCUGCUGCACGUGCAGCCCACCAUGGUCCACAACCUGGUGGAGAAGCUGCACGAGGAGUACAUGAGGCAGAACCAGGCGCUGCAGCAGGUCCUGGCGACGCGUAUCGUGGCGGUGAAGGCGUCUCUCUGUAAACUCUCCACGGCGACGGCGGCUCGAGCCUGCGACUUCCACGCCAAACUGCUGCUGAUCGCCAUCAGCUCCACCUUAAAGUCUCUGCUGAGGCCCCACGUCCUCAACACACCAGACAAGAGUCCAGGAGACCGGCUGGCCGAGAUCUGUGCCAAGAACACUGACACGGAUAUUGACAAAGUGAUGAUCAAUCUGAAGACGGAGGAGUUUGUGUUGGACGGCCCCCCCCUUCAGUCCCUGCAGCAGCUCAUCCAGUGGGUGGGAGACUUUGUCCUCUACCUGCUGGCCAACCUGCCCAACCAGGGCUCCAUGGUCCGGCCGGGGUUCGGCUUCAUGAGGGACGGGGCGUCUCUGGGGAUGCUGAGGGAGAUGUUGGUGAUGAUCAGGAUCUGGGGUCUGCUGAAGCCCGGCUGUCUGCCCACCUUCACCGCCACGUCCGACAACCAGGACAGCAUGCAGCUGCUGUUCAGACUGCUCACCAAGCUGUGGCUCUGCUGUAAGGAGGUUUCACUGUUCCUGGUCCUGAGCAGGUCUCAGACUGCUCAGGACCUCCUGCUCUGUAGAUCUUAGGAUCUGUAAGUGAAG